Corythoichthys intestinalis (scribbled pipefish) is the source of this 4159-nucleotide messenger RNA. It is a transcript of the gene hnrnpm, whose product is annotated as heterogeneous nuclear ribonucleoprotein M. The coding region runs from base 2218 to 3903 and encodes 561 amino acids. The record is from RefSeq and is a predicted model, not a curated record. The transcript has 13 exons. Gene Ontology annotation, molecular function: mRNA binding. Gene Ontology annotation, cellular component: ribonucleoprotein complex; cytoplasm; nucleus. Lineage: Eukaryota; Metazoa; Chordata; Actinopteri; Syngnathiformes; Syngnathidae.
GGAAAAUAGGUUUCAUUCAGUCCAAGAGAUUGAAAUGGAAAGUGGUAGUUUGGGCUUUUUGAUUGGACUAGUAGUGCUUUUUAAAGGGCUUAGGGAUUUUCAGUUGCACAUCCUCUCUGGAGAACUUGUGUGGUUUGGAGAGCGUCCGAAUUGUAUUUUAGUGAUCAGCUAACGAUUUGCAGUAGGCGUGCACUGAAGCUGUCCUCUUGGAGAUUGGCCAAAAUGACCAUUCUAUUUUUUUUUUUUUUUCCUAAGCAAAAACCUCUAGUGGUUUUGAGACAUGUGUUUUAAUUCUUGAUUUCACAGUACAAAUCAGUAAUGGCUAGUGGCAUGUGCUAAAUGAGAUUAAGUUCAUUUCAAUGAUUGGCAUGACAAAUAAUCUGUCUUGCUCACUCUUGGCUCUUUUCAAUAAAGUAAAAUGUGAGUUUUUACGUCCCCGCCCCCAAAAAGUAAUGAAAUUUGAAUAGCCUGAAGAGGGAACUUGGAAUCCCCUCACUAAUGAUUUUGGAGUGAGUAUUUGUCCACCCAGUAUGUGUGGUUAUUUAUUUAUUAUUGUAUCCUUUUCAUUUUUCCAAGUGACCUAGCAUCUUGAAUCUUUAUAGAAGCAUGUUUUGAAAUGCUUAUAGAGGACUAUUUUAGAAGGGCUAACUAGUAUUUAUCUGACUGUGGAGUUAAAUUGUAUGUUCUUCUUUUAGGUGUGCCCAUGACAAGUAAAAUGUUCUCUCAGCAGGUCUCCAAGUUGUGCCAAAAAGAGCGUGUUAGGAUUGUUUGGGGUACAGGUCUACAAAAUGAAACAACUUCUUACUUCAUACUGUCCUUGUCUUUCGAGGUUUGGUCCAUUUGUUGAACUGGGCCGAUACCAGAAGUGAACGCAAGGCUGUGGUCGACGCUGAAUCUAAAUUGUUUACUUUAUAAACAGUGCGCGAAGAAAAAAACUUUAGAGAAUCUUCUGCUCGCUUAUGUCAUUACUUUAACUGAGGCUAUGGUUCGAUAUUUAUAGGUUUUCCCACUCGGCUGUUUGACAAAGGUAUUCAUGCAUUGACCUAAGGUUUAUGAUGGUGUCUCAGUGCACACUGGUUAGCAAUGAAAUGAGCCGUGGUUUUGAACUGGGUUUGCAGACUUAAAACAUUUGUCAAUCAUCAAGUCGUUGUUUUAUUUCCAAAUAGGAAGACUUAUGGCAAAACCGGUAUAGCCUUUGGUGCUUUGGGAGAAUCUUCUAAAAAAAAGGACAGGGUAUGAGUACAUUUGGUUUAAAGAAAAAGUUUGCUUUUUGUAGACCUGUACCAUAUUGUGCUGCGACUGAGGUGCUGGAGGAAGGCUCGGGACUUCAAGUCUGAGCUCACCGGCCGCCUUUGUUGUUUCCACUCUAAACCCCAAUUGUUCUCUCGGCUUCUCUCCCUUGGUGUGUGUCGUCUGGGAUCUGAUUUGUAGUGGGUGAGGUAACGUACGUGGAACAAAUAAUGGACGCAGAAGGCAAAUCAAGGGUAAGUGCAAAUAUAUACAAAUACAACAUUUUUGAACUAUCCUUGACAAACUUGUGUUUGUCAGCUUUAGUUUCUCUUUUCAUUGUUGGGCAAUUGUCAGCUUCUGAAAACUGAUGGAGCGGGUGAGAUUGUGACAUGUUGGAGGCAUGUCUUUUGUGGUGUCGCCUGAGACCUUGUCGCGAGGUCUUUUUAGAGUUGAUGCUUUUUAAGGACUUCAGCUUUUUCUUUAGCUGAGAUAGUUAUAUGCUCUAACAUUACAUACUCGGUUGCUGGAAUUUCUUCUAAUGACCUUCAGAAGGUGUAGUCUGCAAGUGGUGGUCGGAGGUCUUAAUGAUGGUUGUCUAAUCCAAAAAUGUGUUUAUAAUGAAGAACAUAUCUUCUGGAAUAGUAAACUCCAAUAUUUCAGUACUGAGGAAUCCAAUUUCACUGUGGAUUUCCUCUUUUGGUGUUGGAGAGAAAAAAAUUAAGUAGGUGCCUGCUUUGUUAUUGAUGAUUAUUAUUUAUUUUUAUUUUUUUACAUUUUGGAAAAGUUUUGACACUUGUUGUGGCCAAGGAUUUAAGUGUGUUGUAAUAUAUAAUUUGAUGUGCAUGAUCUCCAUUUUGUGUUAAAUAUUUUGUGAAAUGCAGUCAAUUAUGAUUUUUCUCACUUGAAUCUACUUUUUAUUCUGGGUUGUUCCGUGGUCUUCAAUCAACAAAGGGUUGGGCUGUGGUAGAGUUUAGGACUGAAGAACUGAUGAAGAAAGCAGUGGAGAAGGUCAACAAGCACAACCUCAAUGGCCGCCCCCUGAAAGUGAAAGAAGAUCCUGAUGGUGUGCUCGCGCAAUGGAAAAUGAGCAAGGGACAAGGAAGUGGAGGGCCUCAUGGUGGCAUGGGUGGGAUGGAUCGCAUGAACAUGGAUAGAAUGGGUCCUGGACCAAAUGGACCUAUGAUCAAUAUCCCUCCCAGCUUGAUGAACAAUGCCAACAUUCCCAUGGAGAUCAUCCAUGGUCUUCAAGCAGGGAGAAUUGGCAACACAGUCUUUGUUGCGAAUCUGGACUACAAAGUGGGCUGGAAGAAGCUGAAAGAGGUGUUCAGCAUGGCUGGCUUAGUAGUGAGAGCUGACAUCCUUGAAGACAAGGAGGGCAAGAGCAGAGGGAUGGGAACCGUAACAUUCGACAUGCCCAUUGAAGCUGUCCAAGCUGUCUCAAUGUUCAAUCAGCAGCUGUUGUUCAAUCGAAUCAUGCAUGUAAAACUGGAUGAGAAGUCUAUGCCCAAAGAUUUUGGACCACCUGACAGAGGUUCAUCUCUUCCACGUGGUUUAAGUGGUAUUGGUUUGGGCUUGGGACCUGGUGGCCAGCCUAUUGAUGCUACCCAGCUUAAUAGAGGCGGCGGUGGAAUGGGCAACAUGGGCAUCGGAGGAAUGGAUGGAAUGGGCUUUGGCAACAUGGGAAAUCGUAUGGGAGAUUUAGGAAUGGACAACUUUGGAGGAAUGAACAACAUGGAUCGUUUUGGCUCUUCUGGAAUGGGCAGAAUGAAUGAGAUGGACCGAGGUAUUGGUGGUGGCUUUGACCGUGAGUUUGGUCGAAAUGAUAUGGGCAUGCCUCGCAAUAGUUUUGGAGAUUCCUUUGAUCGAGGGAAUUCAAUGGGUAUGGACCGCAUGAAUUCUGGCAUGGACCGUCUUGGAGCUAACAUGGAUCGUGUUGGAGGAAUGGAUCGAAUGGGCAUGGACAGGAUGGACCGCAUAUCCGACCUGGACAGGAUGGGCUCUGGCUUUGACCGACUGGGUACCGGGAUGGACAGGCUGGGGCCUAGUAUGGACAGGCUUGGAGGUGGCCUUGACCGGAUGAGCUCUUCAAUGGAUCGCCUCGGCCCAACUGGGUUCGACCGCUUGGGUCCAUCAAAUCUGGAUCGCAUGGGUUCUGGUCUGGAAUUUGGCUCCCCAAUGGGUAUGGAUCGCGUGGGCAGCACUGGGCUCGACAGAAUGUCCAGCAAUUUUGACCGCAUGGGCUCUGCUGGAGGUCUUGACCGCUUUCCAUCUGGAGGCCUCGAUCGUAUGAGCUCUGGAAUGGAUCGGAUGGGAUCUGGCGGUGUUGGUGGUCAGUUUGACCGUUCUACAGACCUGGAUCGCGGGUUCGGUGGCAAUUCCUUUGGAGGCGCAGGGGUAGGAGGCCCUGGAGGUGGAGUAGGAAAUCCCAGAAAGGGUUGCCAGAUCUUUGUCCGCAAUCUUCCAUUUGACUUUGACUGGAAGAUGCUCAAAGACACCUUCAAUGCAUGUGGCAUGGUCCAGUAUGCUGAUAUCAAGACUGAUAAUGGAAAGUCCAAGGGUUGUGGCGUGGUCCGCUUUGACAACCCGGAGACUGCUGAUCGUGCAUGUCGUACCAUGAAUGGCUAUCGUCUCAACGGGAGAGAAAUUGAUGUUCGAAUGGAUAGGAAUGCAUAGACUGAUUUGAGAGCAGUUAGUAUUGAGUUGGAGAUUUUCAUUACACUAUGGUCUAAAUUUGCCAUACAAUUUCCUCAGUCACUUGGUUUAAAAUUUGUCAAAUUGUCAUAGUGAAACUGUUUUAGGAAAUAGUUUUUAGUUUGUAAACGUUACUUUUAUAGCCGUCAGUUUAUUUUCUGUUAUGCUUCAUCUGACUACUUUCUUCCACAAAAUGUUUUGAUAAUAAACAAUUUGACUGGUUUUCUUGUGCAUUUCA